Molecule: messenger RNA, 1276 nt
Organism: Erigeron canadensis
Lineage: Eukaryota; Viridiplantae; Streptophyta; Magnoliopsida; Asterales; Asteraceae
Product: phosphoserine phosphatase, chloroplastic
Exons: 8
Coding region: 257-1141 (294 amino acids)
Biological process (GO): dephosphorylation; L-serine biosynthetic process
Cellular component (GO): cytoplasm
Molecular function (GO): L-phosphoserine phosphatase activity; magnesium ion binding
Source: RefSeq, a predicted model, not a curated record
AUUUCACCAACUAACAAAAUUCUCAAAAGAUUCUUUGCACCAUAUCUACCAACACAUCACUCGCUGAUCAUUGUUGUUUAAAAAUCCAACCUUUAAAUUAGAUUAGACUAUAUUCAGAUUUCAAUUAUCUUCUUCUUCUUCAUAAACAAAAAGCAACAAUCUUUGCGUUAUUUCAAAGCCUGCCUCCUUUUUUCUUCAAACCAAAACUCAAACACAGUUGUUGGUUAUUCACAUCAACAUCUUCCAUAUAAAUUUGAUGGAAGGGCUGACCAGUUCACGAAUAAUUCAUAUGCGUGCUUACGGUGUUCAGGGAAACACCUGUCUUUUCCCAACAUAUACAUCAUACAGAAGAAGAGUAUUUUUUGGUCCAAUCAGAAUGAUGGGACCUUCCACAUCAUCCAACUCAAAAGCCGGUUCUGUUAAACCCAUAGCGGUUUCCUCUUUAGGUCGAUUCGACAACACAUUACCUUCCAAAGAAGUUCUUGAUUUAUGGCAAAAGGCUGAUGCUGUAUGCUUUGAUGUGGAUAGCACGGUGUGCGUGGAUGAGGGAAUCGAUGAACUUGCUGAGUUUUGUGGAGCUGGGAAAGCUGUAGCUGAAUGGACUGCUAGAGCAAUGGGUGGUUCAGUACCUUUUGAGGAAGCCUUAUCUGCCAGACUCAAUCUUUUUAAACCUUCAUUAUCCCAGGUCCAGGAAUUUCUUGAGAAAAAUCCCCCGAGACUUUCUCCUGGAAUUAAGGAGUUGGUCCAGAAGCUCAAGGAAAGUGGUAAAACUGUUUUUCUGAUAUCUGGAGGUUUUCGUCAAAUGAUCAAUCCGGUUGCAUCAAUCCUUGGGGUACCAACUGCAAAUAUAUUUGCUAAUCAGCUGCUUUUUAACACGUCUGGUGAGUUUGCUGGAUUUGAUGUAAAUGAACCAACUUCAAGAAGCGGAGGAAAACCAACUGCAGUUGAACUAAUAAGAAAGGUUCAUGGAUACAAGACAGUAGUAAUGGUUGGCGAUGGUGCAACUGAUCUUGAGGCCCGAAAACCAGGAUGUGCUGACCUGUUUAUCUGCUAUGGUGGUGUCCAACUGCGGGAGGCUGUUUCUGCAAAAGCUGAUUGGCUUGUGUUCAACUUCAAUGACCUAAUAAACUCUUUGGAAUAGCAAAACACUUUCUAUUAUUCUUUUGGAGAGAUACUUUUAUGAGUAUGUUUUUGCCUACCUGCCUGCCCUACAUCAUAUUGUUCAACAAGUUUCAAAAUUAUCUGCAUUAUAUUAUAAAGAUGACUUAAUUUUUUA